Prorocentrum cordatum is the source of this 309-nucleotide messenger RNA. The record is from the annotation of a GenBank genome assembly. Lineage: Eukaryota; Dinophyceae; Prorocentrales; Prorocentraceae.
AUGAAGGACAAGGGCGUGCAGAUCUUCAUGGCCUCCAUCGCCGCGAGCUCGACGAAGAACCUGAAGGUGUUCCGGGGCUGUGCGAGCGAGCCCUGGGAGACCAACUACGAGCGCAUCAUGGGCUCCACGGCACUCAUCAACAACGAAUCCGAGUACGCCCAGAAGCCGCUCGUGAAGUUCUGCCCACGCCAGGAAAGCUUCGACAACAUCCAGAAGUUCGCCCUGAACCUGGUUAGCAAGUACCAGAGCGCACACUACGGCGUGGAAGACAUGCACAUCGGACUUACGCUGUUCGGGAUCGGCGAGCAC